UUAGCUCAUUCAUCUUCCAUCAAACAUAACAUUUUCUUCUUAUCUUCAUCACCUCCGGUUUAUACUUCCUUUCAUCCUACAUAUUUGAAGAAGAUAUCAACACUUUCUUCUGCAAAUUCUCAAUCAUGGCCUCCUCUACUCUCUCCCCUCCCACCCCUUCUCAGCUUUGUUCAAGCAAGAAUGGGCUGUUUGCUCCAUCCCAAGCUGUAAUGUUGAAGUCCACUGGGAGUUCUCAAAAGGGGAAUGGAAAGGGUAAUAAGAUUAGAUGCCAGGCUACUAGUAUUCCAGCCGACCGGGUGCCGGACAUGGGAAAAAGACAGCUUAUGAACUUGCUCCUUUUGGGUGCUAUUUCACUUCCCAGUGCUGGCAUGCUGGUUCCUUAUGCUUCUUUCUUUGCACCCCCCGGGUCAGGAGGUGCUGGAGGUGGUCAAGUGGCUAAGGAUGCCCUCGGGAAUGAUGUAAUAGCAGAAGUGUGGCUGAAAAACCACGGACCCGGUGACAGAACCCUUACUCAAGGCUUGAAGGGAGAUCCGACCUACCUGGUAGUCGAAAAUGACAGAACACUGGCUACCUAUGGUAUAAAUGCUGUGUGCACACAUCUGGGAUGUGUUGUGCCAUGGAAUACAGCAGAGAACAAGUUCAUUUGUCCAUGCCACGGCUCUCAAUACAACAAUCAAGGCAGAGUUGUUAGGGGUCCUGCUCCUCUGUCCUUGGCUCUGGCACAUGCAGAUGUUGAUGAUGGAAAAGUUGUGUUUGUUCCAUGGGUUGAAACUGAUUUCAGAACAGGAGAUGCUCCAUGGUGGGCUUGAAGUCUUUAUAUAGAUAUGUUUUGUUUUCCACAUUUUCAUUCAAUUCAGGAGAACUGUAAACUUCAAUUGAAGAAAAAUGAUAUGCAUAUUCAAAUUUACUUUGUUGUUAUCAUUUA
Olea europaea var. sylvestris is the source of this 925-nucleotide messenger RNA. Its product is annotated as cytochrome b6-f complex iron-sulfur subunit 2, chloroplastic-like. The transcript is spliced from 5 exons. The record is from RefSeq and is a predicted model, not a curated record. Gene Ontology annotation, cellular component: plasma membrane. Lineage: Eukaryota; Viridiplantae; Streptophyta; Magnoliopsida; Lamiales; Oleaceae. Gene Ontology annotation, molecular function: 2 iron, 2 sulfur cluster binding. Bases 126 to 809 code for a protein of 227 amino acids.